This is a messenger RNA of Fusarium sp. VM40, 1173 nucleotides long. The record is from the annotation of a GenBank genome assembly. NCBI's taxonomy places the organism in Eukaryota, Fungi, Ascomycota, Sordariomycetes, Hypocreales, Nectriaceae.
AUGGCCGAACCUCCUCGACCGACAACUCCUACAGGAGAAACACGCGACCAACCGGCCCCUGACAGAACUUCACCGACGUUCCACCCCUUCCCCAAGCUUCCAGUCGAGAUCCGACUCUCCAUCUGGAAGUACGCAUGUUUCCCUCGGUCCCAGGUCGAUCACGGUAUUCAGUAUGUCACUGUCAACAUCGUGGAUGAGGAUAUUGAUGAAGAUGACCUUGUUGUCUUUGAUGACAACCUGGAAGGAUAUGAUGAUGAACUAGCCGUAGAAAGCGACGAAGAUGGCUACAUCACCCUGACAGCUCCGAAAUUCCCGUUCGACAAACCCGCCGAACUCUGUCGCCCCAACCCAUCGGCCUGCCUUUGGGAGGCCGGCCUUUUGACCGCUUGCCGUGAGUCCAGGCUCGCUGUCGCAGAGUAUCAUAACCUCAAGGGCUGGCGAGAGUUUCGCGAGCAACCAAUGAACACAACCCAGACAAACGAAUGGUACGACCAAGCCUACCCCUCGACUCUCGUCCCCCACAAAGGAGACAAGAAAUGGUGCCCGAUGGUUGUUCCUCACUUCGACAUAUUUUGCAUCGACACGAGCUGUAUCAGAAACCUGCCAAAGAGCCUAUACAGCAUGAAGCUUCUGACACCCUUCCUCAGCACACGAGCUUUCACAAUCAGGGAGAAUUGGAACAUCGCACUGAAGUACGAUAGCAGCUGGAACACAAAACUCCGACCCCAAGACUACCGACUGAAGCGUGAAAACACCCCGCGAGGACUUCUUGCGAACUGGCUUGACAGAUUCAAGGACGAGAUCUAUCCCAAGCCAAGUCUUUGGAUCAUCGAUGACAGUGUUAGCUGGGUUGCGAAGGGCGAGCAGACAUACACCCCGGUGUACCGUGAUUGUGAUGGAGAGUAUGUCCAGAUCGACUGGGAGGAUACUCGUGGCGAUGGAGCCAAGGGAGAUGUCACACGCUUUUUCGGAUGUUUGAGCGACAUAUUGGACUACGACAAUGAUUUCUUUUCGUUUAAAACCAAGGAGAUUGUGAAGCUUCUUGUUCGCAAAGACAACGAGAUACCCUGGAACUCCGAUGAAGAGCUCGAGUUGAGUGACGGUGAAUAUUCUUGGAAUGAAGACAGGGAUUCAGAUCAAAGCACUGAUGACAGUUGUUAUGAAGAUUAUUGA